Neomonachus schauinslandi (Hawaiian monk seal) is the source of this 4377-nucleotide messenger RNA. RefSeq names its product filamin A interacting protein 1 (gene FILIP1). NCBI's taxonomy places the organism in Eukaryota, Metazoa, Chordata, Mammalia, Carnivora, Phocidae. The record is from RefSeq and is a predicted model, not a curated record. The transcript is spliced from 6 exons. Bases 692 to 4333 code for a protein of 1213 amino acids.
UUGAGAAAAAUAUUGCAUUGGUAAAUUGCUCUGCUCCAGACAACUGCUAUUUCUUCUUCAGAUUUAAAGUCCCAAAUCACAAUCUGUAUUUAAGAGCUUCAAGUAGUAAUUACCUCUGUGCCCUUAAAAGGAUCUGCCGGUUUCCCUGCAAUCUUUUACAGGGUGAGCAGAGCUAUAUCCACUGAUAACCCAGCUGCCGAGGAACUGAGUAAAGCCGGCUCCAAACUUCUCAGCUGUUGACAGGCUUGACUUGCUGAGAACACUGGUUAAAUAUAGCACGCGCGAGCUCAGCUCCUCAACAAAGUCAUUGCUCCGACAGUGUUGUGAAGGGAGCAGAAGAAGAGAAACCUAAUCUCAGAACCCAACAACACCUAGCAACAGUUGAAAAAACUUUUAAACAAAAGUCUGGGUGGGAGAUAGACACCAGCCUCCAAUUCCUGCUGAUCGGGAUUUCAGGGAGAAGAAGCUGCUUUCCCCUUCCCUCUACUCAGUUUCCUGCAUGACUUCAGCUGUUGGCUAGUCCUAGGAAAGAAAGUGGGAAAAGCUUUUUCCUCUGUAUUCUUUUGGGCUGGAUAGUUUUCCAAGACUCCAGUCUCUCUGGGGCUGUGGGACAAGCCACUGGGUUCUUCAAAGGAUAAACUACCUCCAUAAAGGACAUACCCUUGGUUAAACAAGCUGCCGUCAGGUGGGAAUGAGAUCCCGAAACCAGGGCGGUGAAAGUUCAUCCAAUGGGCAUAUCUCCUGCCCCAAGUCCUCUAUCAUCAGCAAUGCUGAUGAUAAAAGUCUCUCAGAAGAUGCAAAAAAGAAAAACAAAUCAAACAGAAAGGAGGAUGAUGUCAUGGCCUCAGGAACUGUUAAACGACACCUAAAAUCAUCUGGAGAAAGUGAACGAAAAAAUAAGAAAUCCUUGGAGUUAUCCAAAGAAGACCUUAUACAGCUACUCAGUAUAAUGGAAGGAGAGUUGCAGGCCAGGGAGGAUGUGAUCCACAUGCUGAAGACAGAGAAAACCAAGCCUGAGGUUCUGGAGGCUCAUUAUGGGUCUGCAGAGCCAGAAAAAGUGCUGCGAGUCCUGCACCGAGACGCCAUCCUAGCCCAGGAGAAGUCUAUAGGAGAAGAUGUAUAUGAGAAACCGAUUUCAGAGCUGGACAGACUUGAGGAAAAACAGAAGGAGACGUACCGGCGCAUGCUAGAGCAGUUGCUGCUGGCAGAGAAGUGUCACCGGCGCACGGUGUACGAGUUAGAGAGCGAGAAGCACAAACACACUGACUACAUGAACAAGAGCGACGACUUCACCAACCUGCUGGAGCAGGAGCGGGAGAGGUUGAAAAAGCUCCUUGAACAAGAAAAGGCUUACCAAGCCCGAAAAGAAAAGGAAAAUGCUAAGCGGCUCAAUAAACUAAGAGAUGAGCUUGUGAAACUGAAGUCCUUUGCACUCAUGCUGGUGGAUGAAAGGCAAAUGCAUAUUGAGCAACUUGGCCUCCAGAGCCAGAAAGUACAGGAUCUUACUCAGAAACUGAGGGAAGAAGAAGAAAAGCUCAAAGCCAUCACUUCCAAAUCCAAAGAAGACAGACAGAAACUGCUCAAGUUAGAAGUGGAUUUUGAACACAAGGCUUCGAGGUUUUCCCAAGAGCAUGAAGAGAUGAACGCGAAGUUGGCCAAUCAAGAGUCUCACAACAGGCAACUUAGGCUCAAGCUGGUUGGCUUAACUCAGAGAAUUGAGGAGCUGGAAGAGACCAACAAAAACCUCCAAAAGGCAGAGGAAGAACUUCAGGAAUUAAGAGAUAAAAUUGCCAAAGGGGAAUGUGGCAACUCCAGCCUGAUGGCAGAAGUGGAAAAUCUCCGUAAGCGUGUGCUUGAAAUGGAGGGUAAAGAUGAGGAGAUCACUAAAACUGAAUCCCAGUGCCGGGAAUUGCGGAAGAAGCUGCAAGAGGAGGAACACCACAGCCGCGAGCUCAAACUUGAAGUGGAGAAGUUACAGAAGAGAAUGUCUGAACUGGAGAAACUGGAAGAAGCAUUUAGCAAGAGUAAAUCUGAGUGUGGCCAGCUCCAUUUAAAUCUGGAGAAAGAGAAGAACUUAACCAAAGACCUGUUGAAUGAACUGGAGGUGGUCAAGAGUAGAGUUAAAGAACUGGAAUGUUCUGAAAGUCGAUUGGAAAAGGCUGAAUUAAGUCUAAAAGAUGAUCUUACAAAGUUGAAGUCAUUUACUGUGAUGCUGGUUGAUGAAAGGAAAAAUAUGAUGGAAAAAAUAAAGCAAGAGGAGAGAAAAGUGGAUGGACUCAAUAAAAAUUUUAAGGUGGAACAAGGAAAGGUUAUGGAUGUAACUGAAAAACUAAUUGAAGAAAGCAAGAAGCUUUUAAAACUGAAAUCUGAAAUGGAGGAAAAGGUGUAUAAUUUGACAAAAGAAAGAGAUGAGUUAAUAGGUAAACUGAAAAGUGAAGAAGAAAAAUCCUCUGAAUUAAGCUGCAGUGUUGACUUAUUAAAGAAGAGACUUGAUGGGAUAGAGGAAGUGGAAAGAGAAAUAACAAGAGGAAGGUCUCGGAAGGGUUCUGAACUCACCUGCCCAGAAGAUAACAAGAUUAAGGAACUAACACUGGAAAUUGAGAGACUGAAGAAACGCCUUCAACAGCUGGAGGUGGUUGAGGGGGAUUUGAUGAAGACAGAGGAUGAGUAUGAUCAGCUGGAGCAGAAAUUUAGAACUGAGCAGGACAAGGCCAAUUUCCUCUCUCAACAACUGGAGGAGAUAAAGCACCAAAUUGCCAAGAAUAAGGCAAUUGAGAAAGGCGAGGCCGUGAGUCAGGAAGCAGAGCUGAGACACAGGUUUCGGUUAGAAGAGGCCAAAAGUCGAGACCUAAAAGCUGAAGUCCAAGCUCUUAAAGAGAAGAUCCACGAAUUAAUGAACAAAGAAGAUCAGCUUUCUCAACUCCAAGUGGAUUAUUCUGUCCUUCAACAAAGGUUUAUGGAAGAAGAAAAUAAGAACAAAAACAUGGGGCAGGAGGUCCUCAAUCUGACCAAAGAGUUGGAGCUUUCUAAGCGCUAUAGCCGAGCUCUUAGGCCCAGUGUGAAUGGAAGAAGAAUGGUGGAUAUUCCGGUGACGUCGACUGGAGUGCAGACGGAUGCUGUCAGCAGUGAGGCAGCAGAAGAAGAAACACCAGCAGUAUUUAUACGGAAAUCCUUUCAAGAAGAAAAUCAUAUCAUGAGUAACCUUCGACAGGUGGGAUUGAAGAAACCUAUGGAACGAUCCUCGGUACUAGACAGGUAUCCUCCAGCAGCCAACGAGCUCACUAUGAGAAAGUCUUGGAUUCCAUGGAUGAGAAAAAGGGAAAAUGGGCCCCCAAUCACUCAUGAGAAAGGGCCUCGAACAGAUGCCAGUCCAGGGCACCCAGGAGAACUGGUCCUUUCGCCAAAACAAGGCCAGCCUCUGCAUAUUCGAGUGACCCCAGACCAUGAGAAUAGUACUGCAACUUUGGAAAUAACCAGCCCGACGUCUGAAGAAUUUUUUUCUAGUACCACCGUCAUUCCUACCUUAGGGAAUCAGAAACCAAGGAUAACCAUUAUUCCAUCACCAAAUGUUAUGUCUCAAAAGCCAAAAAGCGGAGAUGCUACUCUUGGCACAGAACGAGCCAUGUCCCCAGUCACGAUUACUACAUUUUCUAGAGAGAAGACCCCAGAAGGUGGAAGAGGUAUGUUUGCAGACAGGCCCACAUCCCCCAUUCAGAUAAUGACAGUGUCUACAUCGGCAGCACCAGCUGAGAUGGGAGUCUCUCCGGAAUCCCAGGAAAUGCCCAUGGGAAGGACUGUCUUCAAAGUCACCCCAGAAAAACAGACUGUUCCAACUCCUCUACGGAAAUAUAAUUCCAAUGCCAAUAUCAUAACCACAGAAGACAAUAAAAUUCACAUUCAUUUAGGUUCUCAGUUUAAACGAUCCCCUGGGACUUCAGCUGAAGGAUCGAGUCCAGUUAUUACUGUCCGACCUGUCAGUGUGACAGCUGAAAAGGAAGUUUCCACUGGUACGGUCCUUCGCUCUCCUAGGAACCAUCUCUCGUCAAGACCUGGCGCUAGCAAGGUGACGAGCACUAUCACCAUAACGCCAGUCACAACUUCAUCUACUCGAGGAACCCAGUCAGUGUCAGGACAAGAUGGGUCAUCCCAGCGACCUACCCCCACCCGCAUUCCUAUGUCAAAAGGUAUGAAAGCAGGAAAGCCAGUAGUGGCAGCCCCAGGAGCAGGAAAUCUGACCAAAUUCGAGCCUCGAGCUGAGACUCAGUCUAUGAAAAUAGAGCUGAAGAAAUCUGCAGCCGGCAGCGCUACCUCUCUCGGAGGGGGGAAGGGCUGAGGGCAGUGGCUGAGGGGGUAUGUCGUGCCGAUGCUCCUGCUGCC